Messenger RNA from Lucilia sericata (common green bottle fly), 989 nucleotides. It is a transcript of the gene Ppcs, whose product is annotated as phosphopantothenate--cysteine ligase. Gene Ontology annotation, molecular function: phosphopantothenate--cysteine ligase activity. Gene Ontology annotation, cellular component: cytoplasm; nucleus. The record is from RefSeq and is a predicted model, not a curated record. Lineage: Eukaryota; Metazoa; Arthropoda; Insecta; Diptera; Calliphoridae. Gene Ontology annotation, biological process: coenzyme A biosynthetic process.
UCAGCAUUAUUAUUGACUAACAUCAAGAGGAGUGCGCGGUACUUUAAUUUGAAUAAUUCAGUCAACACCAGCAGCAGCAAUAAAUUGCACAUCACUCUUAAUCCUCGACAACAAACUUAUUGAGUGUAUAAAAUUGUCAUCAUCAUACCACUCAUACUCUAGAGACCAAAACCAAAAAAAAAAGAAAUCAUAUAAUAAAAACCAUAAAUACCGAAAAAAAUAAAAAACCGUAUAUCAUUAUGACAAAUUGGGGAUUUUACAAUACACAUCUACCCCCAGCAGAUUUUGAGGAUAAUCGUUCAUUAUUGAAAGAAUUUUGUGAACGACACAAUAAACUACAAAACAGAAUCGUCCUUGUAACAUCAGGUGGUACAACCGUCCCAUUGGAGCACAAUAUACGUUUUGUUGAUAAUUUUAGUGCCGGUACACGUGGCUCUUCCUCAGCCGAAUAUUUCCUCGAUCACAAUUAUGCCGUGAUCUUUAUGCAUCGCCAAAAGUCCCUCGAACCCUUUACACGUCACUUUACGGGGCAACAAUUUUUCGAUAUGCUCGACAUUACCGACAAUGGCCAAAGUACCUCAAUCACUGUUAAACCCGAUUCCGUGGAUGUAUUUGCACCCAUCUUGGCCAAAUACAAACAGGCACGUGAAUCACAAAUGAUUUUGUAUGUCAGCUUUACCAGUGUCGUCGACUAUAUGUGGCUGUUGCGUGCCGCCUGCGAAUGUUUGGCAGCAUUUGAGGAGAGAGCGGUCUUGUAUUUGGCAGCAGCUGUAUCAGAUUUUUACAUUCCCCAAGAUAUGAUGCCCACUCACAAAAUGCAGUCGGGUGAAGGUGCUCCUACAAUUUCGUUACAAUUAGUGCCAAAAAUGUUGGCACCUUUGGUCAGUCUCUGGGUGCCACAUGCAUUUGUUGUUUCAUUUAAAUUGGAAACAGAUGAAAAUUUAUUGAUUACAAAAGCUCGUGAUAGUUUGAGUAAAUAUAAACAUAAG